GAUUUUAUUCAUCCAUUCGAAUAAUAGCCUCCUUACGAUACAAACCCUUGUUGACUUGUUGAUCUUAUUUUAAAAAAAAUCUUAUUUUAUUAUUAUUAUUAUUUUUAAAUUUGUUAAUCUAAUCAAAUAUCCUUUUCCCUCCCUUGUGACGGUUACGUCGGAAAUCCCCGCCCACUACAUCGAUAAAAUGAUUGUGUUGAUUGGGUAAACGCUUAUAGUCGUCAUUUGUUUAGCCCAAUAGCGUCUCGGAAUUCAAGCUUCUGUUUGUAAUUCAUUGGUGGAAAACCGCAGUGUAGUUUGAGCUGUCGGCCAGAGCUAAACUUAGUUUGUUCGAGCAACGCACAUUACUAGAAAAUGUGUACGAAAGCUCUUAACCAGGGAUAUAAAUAUUAACCGAAUCUGUUUUACUAUUUCCUUUGCAUGCAGUUGGGCCCCAUAAAGCCGAGCACCCUGAGACAUGGGCGAGCCGACAACACGCAACUUUUCGACUCUACAAGAGGAGUUGGGCUUCUGGAAGGAGCAGGCAAAUGCACACCAGCAGAGGGCAGAUGAAGCUCAGGAGGAGCUGCAGGAAUUUCAGCAGAUGAGCCGAGACUAUGAAGCAGAGUUGGAAGCCGAGCUGAAGCAGUGUGAAGUUCGGAACAAGGAAUUGUUGCAGGACAACCGCAGGCUCCGUAUGGAACUGGAAAACAUUAAGGAGAAAUUUGAGAGCCAGCACACUGAUACUUUUAAGCACAUAUCCACCCUGGAGGAAACUCUGGCAGAGACGACAGCAGUCAAAGAUCACCUGCAGAAAUAUAUAAGAGAGCUAGAACAAUCCAAUGAUGACCUUGAGAGGACCAAAAGGGCUACCAUCAUGUCUCUGGAGGACUUCGAGCAGAGGAUGAACCAUGUCAUUGAGAGGAAUGCUUUUCUUGAGAGUGAGCUGGAUGAGAAGGAGAACCUGCUUGAAUCUGUUCAGAGGCUCAAAGAUGAAGCCAGAGAUCUUCGCCAGGAGCUGGCUGUGCGUCAGAAGGAAAGGCGACCAUCCAGCAGCAUGGGCAAAGACCUGGAUCGACCGGACCUGACGUGCCCCUCUCCUAAUAACCCCCCGACCCCUAUUACCCCCUCCAAGCCUCCCAGCGCGUUCGCCACACCACCUGCAUCCAGCAUCCGGCGAGGUGAUGGUCUAACAGGGACUCCUCUUACAACAUCUGCAAGAAUAUCUGCACUGAACAUUGUUGGGGAGCUGCUGAGAAAAGUUGGGAAUCUGGAGUCCAAGCUGGCCUCGUGUCGUGACUUUGUAUAUGACACAUCGAGUACCCGACCAGCGCUGCCAGCUGCCCCUGCUAGUCCUUGUGGGCUAGACGGUGGAGCUGACAUCCAAGCUAGCAGCAUGAGCCCUCCUCCACAGUAUGACAGCUUAGUGAAGCGGCUAGAGUUUGGACCAGCACCUCCACGAGGUGUCUCUUUGGGUGCUCAGUCGCCAAAGGGAGGAGUCAAGAUGCUGCUGUGAGAAAACCUGCCCCUCCUAACUUCACCUCGCGCCAACUCUCCUUCCACCUCCCAAUACCAUCAGAACUUUGAACAUUGAACUUAUUGAACCUGAAACCCACUUUCUUUGCUCCCUGCUCCACAUGUGUGGAAUUCAGCUGCCUCAGAUUCACCUGUAUCACACCAUAUCAUGGGAUGUGGCACACCGUUUAUGUGUAACAUCCACCUUCACUCAUGUCCAUGUGGUAAGGAGCUUGAAAACAUCACUGUAUUGACUUACUGCCUGGCUGUAAUGGAUCACUCCCAUGCAACAAAUAUUCCAGACAUGUAAGUGACCCUAAUUUCAGGACCAUUAAAUGAUCUAAAUUAACAACACUAGGUUGUUGUUUGAGUACAAACCAAAGCUGUGAUGAGGGAAAUACAUUUAUAUUUUUUCAAUAAUGCAUUUUCUUUAAUUCUUUGAUGCUUUAGGAUUAAUCCAUUCAUUGAAUUCAAUUAUUAAAUUAAUUUUCACGUAUGAUGUAGGGCUGGGUGAUAUGGCAGAAAAAAUUCAAAUUUUUUUUCUAUACCUUUCAAUCAUCACACUUCUUUGCAUAUUUUAAAAACUUUUUUUAAAGAGUCCGUUUUAAAGCAUCUGUACUAAAAACCAAAGCUAGAGGAUUAGUUCAUUUUAUAAACUCCUUUUAACACUUCUCAGUCAAUAUUUAGAACUGUAACCCCAACAUGAUAUUGGCAUACUAAGCAGAUAAACAGUUUUCACACAACAGUGCAACGAAUGUUGAACAAUAUAAACAGAUUAACAAGCUUUACAAAGAUUUACAAACCACCUGAAUCAUGAUCACACGAUUGAUUGGUUGCUUUGGUCUGGCGACCUCACCGCUAUCAGUGGCUAACUGCUAAUGCUACUUGUGCUGGCAGCAGUGAUCGGAAGGUAUGUAUUGACUGCACUUGCGUUUUCAGGCUUUCCGCAUAAUCACCUGGGUGGUUUUUGUCCAGUCUCUUCCUUAUUGUUGUCAUGAACACUGACCUUAACUGUGGUGGUACUUUUUCGAAUUAAUAAGCAAAGUGUUGCCCGUUUUUGAAGGCAUCGACAAAGUGCUGUGAAAACGUAUUUGCUCCCUUCUCAAAUUCUCAUAUGUUUGCAGUUUCCCCACUUUGUUUAAGAUCAUCAGACAAAUAUAACCCAAGUGAACUUAAAAUACUGUUUUUUAAAUGAUUUCAUUUAUUAAAAAACAAUUCAGUUACCUGGCCCUGUGUGGAAAAAGUAAUUUCCCUCCUUGUUAAAUCAUGAAUUAAUUGUGGCUAAUUACAAUUUCUGGUCAAUUUUCACAGCUCACACCUAAGCCUGAUUCCUUGCAGACCUGUUCAAUCAAGAAAUCACGUAAACAGAAUAUCUCCUGACAAAAUCAAGUCAGACAAAAUAUCUAAAAAAGCUGCAACAAAAUGACACCAUCCAAACAAAUUUAAGAACGGUCAAGAAAUAAAGUCUAUCAAUCUAGAAAGGGUUACAAAGCCAUUUCUAAAGCUUUAGGGUUCCAGUGAACCAUAGGGAGAGCCAUUAUCCUCACAUGGCGAAAACAUCGAACAGUGGUGAACCUUCACAGCAGUGGCUGGCCAACAAAGAUUACCCCAAGAGAACAGCAAUGACUCAUCCAGGAGGACACAAAGGAACUCAGGACAACUUCUAAAGAACUGCACGUCAGUGUUCAUGACACAACAAUAAGGAAGAGACUGGACAAAAAUGGCAUCUAGGUUAGAGUUCCAAUGCAAAAACCACUGCGCAUCUUACCUUUGCAAAAAAAAACAUCUGAAUGAUUCCUGAGACUUUUGGGAAAAUAUUAUAUGGACUGGCCAGAUGAAAGUUGAGCUUUUAGGAAGGUUUUGUUAUAUAUGGUGUAAAUGUACCACAGUAUUUCAGAAAAAGAACAUCAUACCAACAGUCAAAUGUGGUGGUAGUGUGAUGGUCUUGGGCUGCUUUUCUCCUUAAGGACCUGAACAACUUGCUGUGAUUGGAUGGAACCAUGAAUUCUGCUCUUUAACAGAAAAUCCUUUAGGAGAAUGUUCAGCCAUCAAGUUUUUUCACCUCAAGCUAAAUGACACUUGGGUUCAGCAGCAGGAUAAUGAUCCAAAACACCAGCAGAUCAACUUCUGAAUGGCUUAAAAAAACAUGGUUUUGGAGUGGCCUCGUCAAAGUACCGACUUGCAGCUGAUUGAAAUGCAGAUGACAUGACCUUAAAAAGGCCGUUCAUGCUAGAAAACCCUCCAUUUUUGCUGACUUCAAACAAUUCUGCAAGGAAGAGUGAGCCAAAAUAGCUCCACUGAGAUGUAAAAAACUCAUCGCCAGUUCUAGAAAAUGCUUGAUUUCAGUUGUUGCUGAUGAGGAUGGCCCAACCAGUUAUUAGGUUUAGUGGUCCAUUACCUUUUCACACAGGUCCAGGUAACUUUGAAUAGUUUUUUUCUUAAUAAAUGAAAUCACCAUUUAAAAACAGCAUUUGAAGUUCAAUUGGGUUAUAUUUGUCUGAUACUUACAUUUAGUUUUAUUUUAAACUGGAGAAACUAUGCAAAACUAUAAGAAUUUGAGAAGGGGGCCAAUACUUUUUCAUGGCACUCUACCUUGCACAUCGGCUAGUUAAUAACAUUGCUCCACUUCGCUUUGGAGACACCGGCACACAACCGAUGUUGCAAACUUGCAGAGCGGCCGGCUACCUCUAUCGCCGGUCCGGAGCCGGGGUGAAGAGCGGACGACGGUUGAGUCGGACCGGUAGUUUCGUUUUCCUGACUGACUGUUGUCACACAGAUUCCUGCCGUGUUAGAUCGAGAAAUACGCGCACAGCUGAUAAUCGAGAUCGACAGGAAAUUCAUCAUGAUCUUUGAUCUCCAUCAUGUAAUUGCCCAGCCCUAAUCUGUUGCGUUGGAGCUUCAUUUGUGGGUUAAUAUAGGAAAAUGUUGCUGCCAGGGGUUGGUUUUAAACCAAUGCUGCCUUCCUCCACAUUAUUAUCUCUUGAUUUGAGGUGACUUUAAUUUUUAUAAGUGCACACACUCUACUGAAUGUAACAAUUGUUCUGUUAAUAACUGUUGACUCAUACGUCGGGACUGGGGAGGGAAAGCAAGCAAUAAUAUAGUUGAUCCGGUUAAUGAGAUUCACUGUUUGUAGUUUGACUAGUGUAUAUUUGAUAACCUUUUU
This is a messenger RNA of Phycodurus eques (leafy seadragon), 4657 nucleotides long. RefSeq names its product nuclear distribution protein nudE homolog 1-like. Gene Ontology annotation, molecular function: microtubule binding. Gene Ontology annotation, biological process: cell migration; vesicle transport along microtubule; chromosome segregation. Gene Ontology annotation, cellular component: kinetochore; kinesin complex; centrosome. The record is from RefSeq and is a predicted model, not a curated record. NCBI's taxonomy places the organism in Eukaryota, Metazoa, Chordata, Actinopteri, Syngnathiformes, Syngnathidae.